Messenger RNA from Cydia splendana, 852 nucleotides. RefSeq lists its product as uncharacterized. Lineage: Eukaryota; Metazoa; Arthropoda; Insecta; Lepidoptera; Tortricidae. The coding region runs from base 208 to 852 and encodes 214 amino acids. The transcript is spliced from 5 exons. The record is from RefSeq and is a predicted model, not a curated record.
UAGGCGCCCGCAGUGAAGACUCCUGGCCGAACUCCCGUUAUAAUGAACACCACACUUGUUGUCUUGUGCGGGCAGUGCGCCGACCGCACGCCCUUCCAUACACGCGAAUGUGUCAUACCACAUUCAAACAAUUUCGAAUAUAAAAAGUGUGCCACUCGAUUUAAUUAUCAUUAUUACCGGUGCAAUUGUUAUUAAUUAAUAUUUAAAAUGUGCUCAAACAAUUUAUUAGUAUGUUUGCAACUGGCUCUGUUAGCCGGGUUCGUGUCCGCUGAUUGCGGUCCAAGAUUAAAAUAUGCCUGGGGCGAUGCUCUACAAGGCACAGAAUGUCCGGGUCCAGACGGCUCUCCUUAUCCAAGGCACUUGGUAAACCGAGCGUUAAAAUCCGGAGCAUGGGGCCAGUCUUCACGUCAAGCACGAAACGUGCGGACGGUAGACCCGGCCGUCAUGCGACGAGCACUGCUAGACGCACACGUGGGGUACUCCGAGGGAUUGAGGACGCAGAAUGGCAGUAGAACUGGUCGCGCUAGCAACCUCCCCGGCCUAUCACCGACCACGACCAACUCCUGCGGCGGCGGCCGCCUGUGCCGGACGCGGUACAACACUACAGCGCCCAUGUACGGUGUGUCACUGACAUCCGGACAGCCUGUCACUAUUGUGCAGAAGUUCCCGGAUUUACUUCAGCAAGUUGUGUUCGAAGUUUGCGAAUCAAGCGAAUGCUCAGUCAUCCGCGGUGCGUGUACACAGACGUACGUCCCAUACUUGUUCCUGGUGCUGCCGCUGGGGCCCGUCACCCUGACAGGGCAGGACUACGUACUGGUGGAGUCCGGGUGUGUCUGUCGACCGGAUCCUUAA